Diospyros lotus (date-plum) is the source of this 3230-nucleotide messenger RNA. Its product is annotated as probable trehalose-phosphate phosphatase H. The record is from RefSeq and is a predicted model, not a curated record. Lineage: Eukaryota; Viridiplantae; Streptophyta; Magnoliopsida; Ericales; Ebenaceae. The transcript is spliced from 10 exons. Gene Ontology annotation, biological process: trehalose biosynthetic process. The coding region runs from base 1942 to 3060 and encodes 372 amino acids. Gene Ontology annotation, molecular function: trehalose-phosphatase activity.
CAUAACAAGCAGGCACCCCCCUGUGUUGGAGCAUUUUGUGUUUCCAAGAUUGAUUGGAAUGCUGUUGGACGACGUUACUGCGAUGUUUGUGAGCUAGCAAGCAUUUGUGGAGGAAAAACAAAAGGAAAGGAAAAUCAAUGCUUCUAUGUGCUUAUAAAACUGCAUGCAUGCAAAUCUUUUCGGUUCUUUUUUUUUUUUGUUUUUUUUUGUUUCCUUAUUUUCCUUUCUGUGGAAGAAUCCCAAACAUAGAAUAACCGUUGCAUUAAUUUGGGAUUUAGCUUUAAGAUUUUAUAUGCAGAGCUUCACCUUUAUGGGUGCGAGAGUAAUUUGGCAAUAACAUGUCAUGUCUCCAAAUUAAGCUCGAGAAAUUUGGUAGAUAUUUUUCUUUUUCUUUGCUUUACUCUGUUGGGUUUUCCAUUUAGAGAAAGUAGACAUUUUUCCGAGUUUGGUUGAGUCCAUGUCUAGGCUCCUCAAAGUAUACAAGUUUGAACGUGCAGUUCUUGCUACUUGAUUCGUGUUUUCUAUAUGCUUGCAAACUAGCUAGAUUCAUGUCAAAUGAUUAAAACCAGAAACCAUAAUUAUGUCUUUGCAAGUCAACCAUAGUUUCCAACUGGCUUGGUCAUUUCCAUGUUUUAUGAUAUGACUUCUAGCUGAUUUUGACCAAUUUGUGUGGGUAAUAAUGGUCAAGGUCCAGCUGCAUGAUUGGCGGUGAUUUGUUUGGUAAAAUUGUUCUGCUUUCUGCAUUAGUUAGUAUGAAUUACCAGUUUGCUAGAGAAUGUUCUGUGCCAAUUUUCUUCGAAAACAACGUUAAGAUUAGUGGAUGUUCAGAGUCCAGUACGAUGAAAACUCUCUUCAUUUGUCUGGCGGCAGAGAACAAAUAACAGCGAGCAACUGAAUGAUUGAAAAUCAUAGAACCCAAAAUAACCAAUUAUAAUAUGAUUUCCAUGCUGCACAUCAAUAAUUUGUGUGUGAGAGAGAGAGAGAGAGAGAGAGCGUAAAUGACUCGGCCAAGUAGCUAGAAUUUAAAAAGGAGACUGUUAAGCCAACAAAUUUAAUUUGAUGAAGCCUAUGGAUGAUCCCCCUCAAAACAUGGCUUCAAAGUGUAGUUCCAGAAUGUAAUCGAGUGGUUUGUACACCUUUUAGUGAAUUUAAAAGGGCCGUCAGCCGUGAUGUUUUUAUUAAUCGUAGGAGUUCUUAUGCCAUUUUGCUUGGCCAUUAGCAUAAUCAUAUAUCUAGCAGCCUACAAAUCCUGCCGAUUUCCCCAAUGCUUGCAGCAGUAUUCUGUAUUAUUAACAUCUAGUUUGAUGCUGACUGCUUCCUAUGAUAUAAAUCAAAUACGAUGCCCAGCAUUUCCCUAUAAAAAUGGGCUUCUCCUUGUACAAACAAUUUUUUCCCUUCAAGUGUAUUCGAUCAAACCAAUGACAGUCGUGGAAGGGUAUAGAUGAAAUGUAGAAAAUUAUCUCCAUUCAGUUGAUAAUAUGUUCCUGGGACUGCUGAACAACGACGUUUGAUGUUUUCUUCAAGAUUUUAAAAUUCAGUUUGGCAGCAUAACUUAUUUUGGAUUAUAUGGUGGUGGUUGAGUGCAUCCAAAUUCGGUUCCGUUAAAUGAAAAUUUAGCCUGUAAAUUUUGGCUCAAGUCAGUGUCAGCUGACUCAGCUCAUUGUAAUAUAACCGAGACAAUCACAUGUUGAAGAAUCAUAGAAAAUCUUGGCCUCCCAAACACAAAAACUGUACCUCCAUGUCCUGGCUAUGUCUUCAUAUUUGAUCAAGCGUAGGUCGGGUUCUUGUGUUGGAGUAUAAAUAUCUGUUAAGACUUUUCUUCGACCCAAGUGUUCUCUCUUCUUCUUCUUCUCCUGAGGAAAAACCAGUAGGUAGCAAGAUAGUAUAUAAGCAUAAGCAUCACCACUGAAGCAUCAGAAGUUUUUCUCGUUUCAUGAAACCAUGGUGGAACCAAAAUUUGCACUUGAUCAUCCAGUGAUGGGAUUGCUGCACCUGUCAGAAAGUGAGAAGACAAACUCUGUUCUGGUUUCAUAUGACUCGUGGCUGUUGAAGCACCCCUCCGCCUUGGACUCAUUUGAACAAAUGAUGAGCAUUGCAGAAGGGAAAAAGAUAGUGGUGUUCUUGGAUUAUGAUGGAACGCUCUCAAAUAUUGUGGACAACCCUGAAAACGCCAUUAUGACCAAUAAGAUGCGAUCAGCACUACGUGAUGUGGCUCAGUACUUCCCUACUGCAAUUAUAAGUGGAAGGGGCCGCAAAAAGGUGUAUGGCUUUGUGGGCUUGAAUAAUGUUUUCUAUGCCGGAAGUCACGGUUUGGAUAUAGCUGCUCCCAUACAGUCUUCAAACUAUGGGGAUCCCCAGCAUCAAAGCAAAGUUGUUGAUAGAAAGGGUAAUGAAGUAGUUCUCUUCCAACCUGCAAGGAAGUUCUUGCCUGCAAUUCACAAGAUACUUAGUGCAUUGAACGAGAAAACCAGAGGUAUAAGAGGGGUCAUGAUUGAAAACAACAAGUUCUGCGUUUCUGUGCAUUUCAGACAUGUACAUGAUGAGGACUUCUGCACCCUUGAAAAGGCGGUGAAUUCUGUAAUGGCAGAGCAUAGAGAUUUCCGCACAUCAAAGGGCAAAAAGGUCUUUGAGAUACGCCCUGACAUGGAAUGGGAUAAAGGCCAUGCUUUGAAUUAUUUACUAGACACUCUAGGACUUGGUACCUCAACUGAUGUCCUCCCACUGUACAUUGGAGACGAUCGAACGGAUGAAGAUGCGUUCAAGGCUAUAAGGAGGAGGGGAGAAGGGUAUCCUAUUGUUGUUUCGUCGACUCCAAAGGACACCAUGGCCUCGUACUCGCUCAGGAAGCCGUCAGAGGUUAUGAAAUUCUUGCAGCGGCUUGUCAGGUGGAAGAAGAUUCCGUCAGGCCCCAAGGAACAGAAGUUGCUCAGGCAAGGGGAAGGUCGGAAUGGUAGUGCUAAUAUUUCAAGAAAAAGAUCAACAUCAUCUAGAUCUAGUUGCAGUAUAGAGUUGGAUCACAGUAUGGAGGGAAGAACUAUAACCGAGAAAUUGAGUUGUUAAAUCAUUGAGGCCAUGAAGAGUUUUUUUGGGAAAUCAAUCACCCAGUGAAAUUUUUUGUAAGAUGAAUACUGGGUGUUAAGUUUAUUGGAAUAAUAUUUUGAACUUCCUCAGUGAUGCCCCAUGUUUCAUGUCAAUGCUUCUUUUGUUCGAAUGUUUGUUCUUUAUCCCUU